AUGCUUCAGUCCAGAUCUGCACAUCAGCUACUGCCUUCAGUGCGCAGUUCCCUACAUCCAGUCUGUGAUCCGUCGCUGUGCUUAUUCUGGUUUGAAGCUGGGAAGGAUGGAAAACUAAUUGCACCGGGACAGGAGGACGAUUGUUCAAACGAGAGUGAUGUGAACUCGAAUUCUACCAAUCCCACAACCAUCUACAACUGUUUAUCAAAUGACUCAGAACCACCCGUUUUCCUCUCUGAAACAAGUCGCCAAACUAGACAGGACGGAGAAAUACACUCAGUUGCGAAUCAAUUUGGUCUUCACGAGAGACUCAACGGAAUCUCUCUAAAUUUUCAUAAACGAAACUAUUCACAAGUUUGCUGGAAACUCUUCGACAGCCUACGACCGGUUUCGCCCUUCUUGGAGCUCAUAAGGACUCAUCAGACGUAUGUAAAAACCACCUCAAGUUCCUGGACAAAGGAAGGGCAUCAUCGAAUACCAUGCUCGGUCAUGUGCUACGCAUGCCGAAACACCGUCCUACCGAGACGAGUUUUGUUCUCCGUGCCUCCUUCAGGAUGGUACAAACCGCGAGGUGGGUAG
Molecule: messenger RNA, 579 nt
Organism: Opisthorchis viverrini
Lineage: Eukaryota; Metazoa; Platyhelminthes; Trematoda; Opisthorchiida; Opisthorchiidae
Exons: 5
Coding region: 1-579 (192 amino acids)
Source: RefSeq, a predicted model, not a curated record